Molecule: messenger RNA, 1494 nt
Organism: Peronospora farinosa
Lineage: Eukaryota; Oomycota; Peronosporomycetes; Peronosporales; Peronosporaceae
Source: the annotation of a GenBank genome assembly
AUGCAACAGCGUCCAAGUAUCAAGACACUACAACGGCGUCUAAAGGAGGAACAAAUGUGCAGAUCAUAUGCACUCACGGACGACGUAUAUUGUGAUCCACCAGCUUUUCAUGUCGGUGGUCUUGUGACAGCAGUGGGCGUUCUGCAGCUUGUGGUGGCGCUCGUGUUCAGUGGUUUCGUGUUUGGUGGUACUUUAUUCUUUUGUGCCGUGCUACUUGCGACGGUGGGGGUCACGUUACUGCACCAUAAUGAUGGUAAGGCCAGUAAACAAGGACUGGGACUCCAGCAGGUCAUGAACCGAUUGCUCACACUGCAUCGAAGUGCUUUAGACUAUUCACUAACGCUCUCGAUCGCACAGAGUGACGAGUACAAGCAGACGGACAGCAGCAAAGAGCUGCAAAUUGCUGUAGUGCCGUCCAGUUUCGCGCCGCAGAAGGUGGUGGCGACCAUGGCACUGAAAGACGACGAGGCUCUGAGGAUUCAGGAGAACAGGAAGACGAAGCUUUGUACGGAUAUCAGUCCACUGGUGACGCUUAAUCGUGUGCACCUGUUGCCUUUGUCGACGAUCAGCUCGCUCUUAGUAGAGACGACGGAGGCGUUGAUAAUGGAAAAGCCCAGAGCCAAUUCAGAGCCCAAGCAGGUACUGCGGAGUCGACCGCUACUGCCACUGAAGGCAAAGGGGCAGAAUCUAGACCCCGUGCAGGAGAAGACGACGCAAGCGGGACCGACGUCGGCAGUGUUGAGGACGUUGGCAAAGCAGGAAAAGAAGACUACGCUCGUACAGGCUAAAGCUAAUACGACGCGUUCCCAGCAAAAAAAGGCUGCACCCAAGGCACCUACGGUUUCUGCCACGAAACAGAGUCAGCUGCCUGCUGUGCUACCCAAAAUUGAGCCGGGGGUUGCCAUUCCGGCGGUGCUACCCACCGCGAAGACUGUUUCUCCUACGACUACUGCCAAUGUAGAGCAUGUUACAUCUGCUGUGGCGCCACUUCCUGUUUUUCCGAAGCACAAGACUUUGAUAGAAGUUGUAAACGGCGAGGCAGCUAUCGAACGUGACGUGGUUGUCACGCGCAAGGUGUUGCUUUACUUGAACCCGAACGUCGGAACAGUGGUGAACUUGGAUGAGCAAGACCACCUGGAGUAUGAAGCUGAAUGCAAACAGGAUGUAGAGCGAGAACACGAGCCAGAAGACUUUGCUCUUUCACUGGAGGAGUUUCCGCCAUUGUCACCGCCAAUGGUACCACAGGUGUCAAUGUCGCCGCCAAGUGCUCAUGUUGUGGAGCCAAACUUUCUGAUGGAUAUUGAGCUGGAGCCGAUUUCCAAGUCAGAGAAAAAGUUGGUCUCGCAAAGCUCGUUGUAUCUUGAGUCGGUGGGUAACGCCGAUCUGCGUUCGAUGAUGGAUGAGCUGGAUACGAUGCGCUUUGAGCUUGAUGCCGCUCUGGCUUGCUGCACUUCACUACACCAUGAAGUAGAGAAGGUAUCGGCACUCACUUGA